AUGGCAUUUCUCAUCCUCGUGAUAGGGGACCUCCACAUCCCCGACCGGGCUCUGGACAUUCCACCAAAGUUCAAGAAGCUCCUCGCCCCAGGAAAAAUAUCCCAGACCCUUUGUCUAGGCAACCUCACCGACCGCGCCACCUACGAGUACCUGCGCUCCGUCUCCCCGGACCUCAAGAUCGUCAAGGGCCGCUUCGACGUCGAGGCCACCUCUCUUCCUCUGACUCAGGUCGUCGCCCACGGCUCCCUGCGCGUCGGUUUCCUCGAGGGUUUCACCCUUGUUUCCGCCGAGCCCGACUUGCUGCUGGCCGAGGCCAACCGCCUCGACGUCGAUGUCCUCUGCUGGGGUGGCACCCACCGCUUCGAGUGCUUCGAAUACAUGGACAAGUUCUUUGUCAACCCAGGCAGCGCCACCGGCGCCUUCUCUACCGGCUGGGGCACCGCUGAGGGUGAGGACGGCGAGGUCGUCCCGAGCUUCUGUCUCAUGGAUGUACAAGGCAUAUCGCUCACGCUGUAUGUCUACCAGCUGAGAAAAGAUGCGAACGGCGCAGACACCGUCGCGGUCGAGAAGGUCACAUAUACCAAACCCGUGGAGUCGACGGGACCAUCGUCAUGA
Cryphonectria parasitica EP155 is the source of this 615-nucleotide messenger RNA. RefSeq lists its product as uncharacterized. NCBI's taxonomy places the organism in Eukaryota, Fungi, Ascomycota, Sordariomycetes, Diaporthales, Cryphonectriaceae. The coding region runs from base 1 to 615 and encodes 204 amino acids. The record is from RefSeq and is a predicted model, not a curated record. Gene Ontology annotation, biological process: intracellular protein transport; retrograde transport, endosome to Golgi. The transcript is spliced from 3 exons. Gene Ontology annotation, cellular component: retromer complex; endosome.